AUAAUAAUAGUAAUAAUAAUAAUAAUCACCAUCAUUAUCAUCAUCAUUAUAUUAUUACUACCAAUGCUAAAAAUAAUCAAUAUCAUCAUAAUAAUAUUAAUAUUGAUCAUGAUCAUCCUCAUACUACUACUACUACUAUUGAUAAUAAUAAUAACAAUAAUAAUCGUCAAAAUAAUAAAACUAAUAAUAAUAAUUACUAUUAUACUAAUAAUAAAAUAAAACAACCAAAUACACAUAAUACACAAGAACAAAAUAAUUAUAAAACAACAGAAUAUUAUAACCGGCGCGUAUCAAAAGAAAAAUUACAUUACUUACCAAGUAAGUCACUCAUUUCAUAUUAUCCACAUCUUUUGAGACAUAAGCAAGAAUUUUUUCGAAAAAUUGCAAUAUCAAUAGAAUUAGACGAUAAAAAAGAAGAUAUUUUCCAUUUGAGUAACAUAUAUUAUCAAACAGAAUAUUUCAAGUUAGAAUCUGAAAAAUGGAAAAUUUAUAUGAGUGCAGCAAAUAAAAAACGACCCACUGAACAAAUGGAUACCAUAAUGGAAAUCGAUGAUAGUUUACCAGUAGCUAGAAUGUCACCAACAGGUCUAGCAAGACAACCAACACCCUUAGAUUUAACUCAAUUUGCUGAAAUUUUUGAGGAAUGGUUACCGCAACUGACACCAGGACAAAAACGAAAAUUAGGACAUCGAAGAGAUGAUCCACCAACAUCACCGUCUCCACGACAACCCCCCCCAAUUAUCCCGAGAAAAACAUUACCACCAAGAGAUCCUAAUGCUCUACUAAUUGGAGGAUCUCUGCGCUCAUCACCAAUUUCAAAUACAGAAAAUAAUCAUAAAAAACAACAUUUAUUCAAUUCACUUCUUCCUCUUGAGAGAAAAAAAGAAAAUGAACAACAAAUACAAAUAUCAGAUGAAGUAAGAACAAGUAACGUUCAUCGUCAAGCGAUUCACUUAGCCCUAGACUGAUAGAAUACAUGUACGGAUGUAAUAGUAAUAGCAUAAAAAGCUACAUUAAAAAAGUAAUACGCAAA
Molecule: messenger RNA, 1033 nt
Organism: Rotaria sp. Silwood2
Lineage: Eukaryota; Metazoa; Rotifera; Eurotatoria; Philodinida; Philodinidae
Source: the annotation of a GenBank genome assembly